Molecule: messenger RNA, 3422 nt
Organism: Physcomitrium patens
Lineage: Eukaryota; Viridiplantae; Streptophyta; Bryopsida; Funariales; Funariaceae
Source: RefSeq, a predicted model, not a curated record
GGGUGGGGGGUGCUGCUGCUCUUGGCCAACUCCUCCUCGGUCAUCGUCAUCUCUAUUCUGUUUUCCUUAACAUUCCUGCUCUUGAGCUAACGCAAUCGGGGGUUUCGGCGAGGCAGGAAAUCCAGACGAGAGUUAGAACGGGUGCAUAGACCUUCUUCUUCUUCUUCCCCUGGUAUUGAAGAGGGAGGGAGGGAGAGUGAGUGUGUGUGUGAGAGAGAGAGAGCGCGAGGGACAAAGAGAUCAAUCAACGUUUUAUUCUGCGAGUGGUGGCUUCCUUGCCGGCAGUGAAGGCCAUUUUGAUUAUCCGCCCCUGCGGUACAGCUACAGCUAUUGCUGCGGUUGGCAGCAAUCGAUCAAAUUAAGACAGUUUACCUCACUAUACACCAAACUCAGUGUUAUUAGGGCAAAGCUUGUGGUGCAAUCCUUUACAUGACUUGGAGUUUCUUUGGUUACCGCGGCGUCUUUGGUGACUACAGAAAGGAAGGUUAGGGAGAUAUAGUAAGAGAAUCUGCUGCUACUAAUGGGACUCAUGUAGUGGAGGUCAUAAAGAAGGAAAAGACUUACUGUAGGAGUUUUCCUGCCUGCUCAGGAAGUUCCUAAGCUGAUUCCAUGUCCAACAGAUUCUCCAAUCUUUCAAGCCGCUGGAUGUUGGGCAAAAAGGUUGUUGUUACGGGCGUGCGUUGAAGAGAUUAUUGAUACUUGGUGCAACAUAGAGUUUGGAAGCUGAAGUUGCAGAAAGCCGUGUUCUUGACAAAGAAAGCUUCGCUACUCCUUCUGAGCUUUGCAUGGUCGAUACCGUACUAUUGAAUGGUGAUCUGAAGGGUCCUUGUUGUAGCGGAGGUUGGUGUUCUACAUUAUGUAUGGGUUCAGAUUUUCUGCAGUAGCCAUUGGAGGGAGUAGAUGAUAAGCCAGGUGGUCGCUUCACUUGAAUGAGGCAGAAGAGUUGCCUGUUGGCAAGCUGAUGAUGUGGAGCUCUUGCAAGUGGCAUCGUCAAGAUAGAGCUGUUUCAUUGUGUGGAAAUGAAUUGAUGGCUUUAUAUCCGUAUAUCUCUUAGCCCUGGAAUUGAGGUUGUCCGUGAACAGAUCCUGGCCGAUCUAGUUCACGAAACUAGGAGGAAGGUGUUAUCUGCAAUAUUGGUGAUAAAUGCAUUUGUCCAGCCCUGGAGAACAACAUCACAAGUGGGGAAUGGGAGGACCAGGAGAUAUUCUAGACGCCGUCAUUUUAAGUUGUCAGUGUUUAUUUUUCAUAUAGCGUCAUGAUGCACACAGGGGGACGAAGUGAAGAAGCACGGAGUGUUCGGGUGAUUUGAAAAUAAACUGUUCCUUUCGCAGUUCCAAGAUUUGCAGCUCUGGAGUCCUCAAUUACAGAACUAGAGGGAGAGAUGCCCUCCUUGUUUCCAGACGAGGUGCUGGAGCAUGUUUUAGUCUUUCUGACUGGUCACAAGGACAGAAACUCUGUGUCCCUUGUGUGCAAAGCGUGGUGUAGGGCUGAAGGAUGGAGUAGACGGGAUGUUUUUAUUGGGAACUGCUAUGCAUCUUCGCCGACUAUCCUCCUGAGGAGGUUUCCCAAGCUGACAUCCCUGGCGAUGAAAGGGCGGCCGAGGUUCACCGACUUUGGUCUGGUGCCUUCGAGUUGGGGGGCUUUCAUUCAGCCGUGGAUCGAGGCCUUGGCCGAUCACUACAAUGGGUUGGAAUGUCUUCGUUUGAAGCGCAUGACUGUGUCCGACGAGAGUUUACGGAUUGUGGCCCUUGCUUUCCCCAAUUUUCGUUCGCUGCGCUUGUCCAGCUGUGAUGGGUUCACGACUGACGGUCUGGAAUGGAUAACGAGACAUUGCAGGCAUCUCACGGAGCUGGAUCUGCAGGAAAAUGAAAUUCAAGUCCGGGGUGUGGGUUGGCUGACGGCGUUUCCUGAGACACAAACAUCUCUGGAAAGUCUCAAUUUUGCGAAUAUCCAUACACCGUUGGAUGAAUACGAUUUUCACUCGCUGUAUGCAUUGGUGACUCGUUGUCCAAAGCUGACGAAGUUGAAGUUGAAUAGAGAGAUCACUUUGGAACAGAUGCAGAGGCUUCUUCUGCAAGCUCCCCAGCUUGAAGAUCUGGGUACAGGGGCUUAUAACCAGAAUCUGACGUGGGGUAGACUCCACGAACUUCAGUCUUCAUUUAGGAGAGUUAGAAAUAUUCGUACUCUUUCAGGGUUUUGGGACACAGUUCCAAUGUGCUUACCCACAUGUUUCCCAAUCUGCAAGGAGUUGAUCACCCUGGACCUCUCGACAGUUGCACUCACCCCAGCGGAUUUUACAAAGUUUAUCACAAACUGUGUCAACAUCCAGCGUUUACUGGUACAGGACUCUGUGGGAGACCGGGGUUUGUUUUACGUAGGACGGUCCUGUAGGCAGCUAAGAGAGCUUCGUGUCUACCCUUUCAACGAUCAAAGCAAUGUUACAGAGAAGGGGCUUGUAGCGAUCUCCGAUGGAUGCCGGGAAAUGCGGAAAAUCCUCUACUUCUGCAAGCAGAUGACUAAUGCUGCGAUGAUCCAGUUCGCCAGGAACUGCUCUAACAUGACUCACUUCCGGAUGGCCAUGGUGACUGUAUACGAUCCAGACUGCGACACCAAGCAGCCGCUGGACGAAGGCUUCGGAGCAGUGUGCAAGUUGUGUAAAGACCUUCGCCGCCUGUCUCUUUCCGGGCUCUUGACCGACAAGACCUUUGAGUAUAUCGGCACGUAUGCGAAGAAGUUGGAAACUCUGUCAGUAGCCUUUGCCGGUGAUACUGACAUGGGAAUGGUGCACGUUCUGGAUGGAUGCCCAGUUCUGCGCAAGCUGGAGGUCCGAGACUGUCCCUUCGGGGAUGAAGCUCUCUUGUCUGGCAUCGAUAAGUACGAGUCCAUGCGCGCUUUGUGGAUGUCCUCAUGCAGAGUCACUAUAGAUGGUGUUCAGUUUCUGGCGUCUAAGAAUCCCAAUCUGAACGUGGAAGUCAUCAGAGACAUUGAGAUGUUACACCAUCCAGAAUACGUUGAGAAAUUGUACGUUUAUCGUUCAAUUGCAGAGCCCCGGCAGGAUGCCCCGCCUUUCGUAUACAUCUAUAGUUGCACAUAGCUUGGUUGUACUUUCUUCCCAUGUUUACUCCCAUUUCUUUUCGGUUUUUAAGACUACUUAGAGUUCUCAGUUAAUUUCCUAUACUUACUCUUUGAGAGAAGCCAUAGAUUGAGGUAGAGACAGCAGGGGAUGAAGACCCCUGAGAGAUUACGAUCGACUUGGCUGGAGAUUGACGUUCUUCUGCAUUUAGCCUGUGGUCCUGUCUACUAUUGAGGAAGUUCGGAUGCUGUACAUAAUAUAUAUUGUAAGUCCUUUGUAGAGAGCUUAUUACACUUUUCUAUUGAAGAACCUGCCGAACUGAAUGGUUUUUUUGGGCCAUCCCAUGCUU